Porites evermanni is the source of this 2974-nucleotide messenger RNA. The record is from the annotation of a GenBank genome assembly. Lineage: Eukaryota; Metazoa; Cnidaria; Anthozoa; Scleractinia; Poritidae.
AUGGCAAAUUCAGGAGAUGAUCAGGAGUUACAGAACGAAACAACGGUAAGAUUGAUGGCUUUAUCUCUCGGUGAAAAAGCUUUUGUUGUCGUUUCCGCGAUUGUACUUGGCACGACCGCGGAGAACACAUAUUCGAUGGCCAUUCGGUCAAAGCUAAGACUUUUUUAUGUUAUCCUUUCUUCAGGAGUCAACAGAUAGAAGAAAGGGAAGAGGACUAAAAAGAAAUAUAACGAAAUCGGCCACACAGGUAUUGUGGGUGUUCUCUACUUUUGUGGAAUCGAGAUGUUUUUGCUGCGACCGAGGCGCGGCUCUGCUUUCAUGUAGCACGCAAUAAAAUCGCGCCUUCGAAAGUGUCGAAAGUCAACAAUGCUUUGAACAGUUGAAAAUUAAAAGCAGCCCUUAAAAUUAAUUCUUGUAAUCAAAACACAAUAAAAUAAUUCUGGGAGAUAUUUUAACACGCCUGUGGAAGGCGUAGUGCCGCCAUAUUGUCAAAUAAAAUAUUCCCUUAAAUUUGUCAUUUCUUCCCCUAUAAGACCAGCUGGAGCGAGGCCCACUAAUUUUACAACUAAUGAACUUGCAGCCCAAGAGAUGCCCCCACGGACAACAACAGGGGGGGAAUCACUGUUCCUGCGAUGCAUUAGGGGUCCACACCAUGACAUUCUCUUCUGUCCUUUUGGAAAAGCAUGCUUACAAGUCAGCCUUGUGAAAUCCUAUAAAUAAACAAAUAAGUAAAUAAAUUGCUUUUUUACCCACGAAGCACUUAAGAGUUCAUAUGAACUCGUUUAAAUGGUCUGUGUGUUCCCGAUCGAAUUGGAAUUUGGAAGUGUCGGUUUUUGAGGAGAGGGGAAAACUGGAGUACAUGGAGAAAAACCUCUCGGAACAAGGGAGAGAACCAACAACAAACUCAACCCACAUAUGGCGUCGAUGCCGGGAUUUGAACCUGGGCCACAUUGGUGGAAGGCGAGUGCUCUCACCACUGCGCCACCCUUGCCCUAUGAAUACAAAUGCAUUUCUUCUACAACUAACAUAGCUUAAUUUUCCUUCUUAAUGCACUUGUAGCCUAAGAAUGCAAAGAAGGCAAAACCAUUGGUAAGUUUGAUUUUAUUUUAAUGUUAAGUCGUUAAUCAGUUGUUAGCACUCCCCCAAAAUAUCUCUGCAUGCUUAAACCACACUGCUCCUUGGAUUCGUUUCUUGAAAUUCCUAGAAGUUACCCUGCAGGUAGUGCUCUUUUGUUUACUUUCAAGGUUAAGGUUUCAAACAUUUUAUCCAAACAAAAUGAAGUGGUUUCUUAGCUAGGUCUUGCAUUUUUAUCCUUAAGAUUUUGAUUUUAAUAUCUGGAUUCAGGCCCAAAAAAAGCUUAUGGGACUUUCCAGAAAUGGGCCCCUGGUCUAGAAUGGGGUGUUUUUACUCAAUUGAUACUUUGCUUGUAACAGGGAAAAAUAGUCUGAAUGGCUAUAAAAACUUUCCAAUGUUUAUUUUAUUAGCAACAAAAUAAAUAACUAGUCCCAAGAAUGGGUAUUGAAAAUUGGCUAUUUCUGUUGCAAAAUCUUGCAAGAAUGAGGCCAAACUUUACAGGUCAGCCAAUUAAUUUUCAAUAUAACACUUAAAAAGGUGGAUAAAACAGUAGACCAGCUGGAAUAGGGGCCCAACUUCAGUUGGUGAGUCAGGUUUUUAUUUCAUUUAAUACAGUGGAAGCUCUCGUAAGCGGAGACCAUCAGGACACAAAAAAGUUGUCCCUUCGUAACUGGGGCUGUGCGCUUAUGGGUAUGUAAAAAUACAGAGUUUGUGUGGGAGUUGAGAAAAACGGCGUUUUGUUAAGGCGGCCAUAAGUAGAGGUUUUCGCUUACGAGUGUCUGUUAGGAGAGCUUCCACUGUAUUUAACAAUAAUUAUUAGAUUACCCAUUUUGUUUUUGUUUUUUGUUUUUUAUUGUACACUUCAAUUUAAAUAUUAAUAUGAUUUCAAUAUGUCCAGAGCACUACGAGUAAUGAACUUUCAGCCCAGCAGAUGCCCCUGCAGACAGCAUCUCAUCAACCAUUGCAAGCAUUAAUACAGCCUACCUUACCAGUUCUGCAGUAUCCCAAUUCAGUACUACAACCUCCCCAGACUGGGUUGCAGCCCUCUCAAGCAGUACCGCAAUCUCAGCCUGUUCAAGUUGUUGCUCAUCCUGGUGAUGGCAGCACUCCAAUCCCAACAUUUGUCCAAUAUACAAUGCCUCCAAAUAUCUUUACUUCACCAGUGAUGAACUCUACAAAUCAGCCUCUUGUUCAAUCAACUGUUCCAACAUCUUUGUCAGUGCUAAAUGCCCUUAAUGACGACAAACUAGGGAUUAUCUUACCUGUAUUGGUCAGGAUGGAACACAAAAUUGAUCAGCUUAUGGCAAUGAUGGGGGCCAACAAUCAGGCAACUGGAAAUAACUUAAGUGCUGCCAUGUCAUCUGGAGUACAGAAUAAUGUAAGUGGACAGGUGAAUAAUGCAUCAAGUACAUCUCAGUUUAAUGCUGCUAAAACCCAGACAAGCAGUUCAUCUACAGGAGCUAAUAUCCAAGCAAAUGCAACAGUGGCACGGCUGUUUGAUACCCAAGGAGAAGGUGAGGAAGAAUCUGAACAGACUGCCACUUAUAAAGGAGUAAAUGACUCAGUAGCAAUUCGUGGAAUGACCUCGCGACAGCGCAUCCAACUUGAAAUGGCCAAGAUAACAGAAAAGACCUUGCCUGAAGAUUUAAACUUUCCUUUAUCACGUGAUGACCUUAUUGCCCUGCAAGCAAAAUCUACUUCGACAAUGAAUUUUGCUGUGCGACUGUUACGUGAAAUGUUCACACGAGAAGAACUUCUGGGCAGAAAUCUUUCAGGUGUGCGUGGGAAAGAGAGAGUUGAUCCCGCCAGAGUAGAAAUCAUCAAGGAAAUUGUGUUUAAAAUUUAUCGGACAUCACCAUCAGAUAGGAACUAUUGUGGAGAUACUGCCGUAAAGCAAUGA